AUGAAUUCGCCCGGGGCGAUGGCCUCGCCCGACCCGAUGAUGGCGGCGCUGACGCUGUCGCUGAUGGCGAUGCCGACGCUGGCCGCCGAAGGCGACUCCCCCAACUACUCGUCACGGUCGAAACAGACCCGCCGCCUGGUCGCCUGCAAAAGCUGCCACUCCCUCAAAGUGAAAUGUACUCCGGCCAACCCCGACGACCCCGCGGGACCGUGUUUGCGCUGCCUCAACGCCAACCGUACUUGCGAGAUCGACUUGACGCAAACCCGCAAGCGCCGCCGCAAGGAGCCCGGCGUGCUCACCCCCGAGUUGAAGGGGACCACUGACGCCGAAACCAUCGCCAAGUUGCAGAAGAAGGUCGACCAGUUGGAGCGGUUGUUGGCGCGCAAACAGCCACAAAAGCCCGUCGACCUGCCCGACGGCCUGGUCGACCUGCCGCCGUUCGUGUCCAAAAACGACUUGGAGCGCGAGAUCCUGAUCCUCGUCGACUCGCUGAGCAAGUUGCUGGACUUGACCAACUCGCUCAAGGACAUCGCCCUGCGCCGCACCCAGUUGCUCACCCAGACGAGGAUUAAGGACAUUGUCAGUGCUGGCCACAUCACCGAGGCGGAGGCGGCAGAAAGACUACACCUCUACCGCACCCGCAUUUACCAGCAGCACCCGUUUGUCGAGAUCCCCGCCAACUACGGCGUCACCGAGAUGCGCCGCGAGUUGCCGUUUCUUUUAAACCUGAUCGUCAGUAUCACUAACCCUAUUGCGGGGCUCGAGCUCUCGCAAGAUAAGGCGUUGAUCUACGAUAACUUCGCCGUGGAGACGUUGGCGCUCGAAGUGUUGGCGGUAGGGUCAAAGCUGAUCCAGCUCAUCCAGUCGUGCUUGCUUCUUUGUCUCUGGUAUAACUCGCCAGAAUUGUUCAGACAGCGGCGCUACCAGUUGCUCAACUCGUUAUCGGUGCUGAUGUUACACGAUUUGGGUAUUGUCAGCCGCCCCAACUAUUACUAUACGGACCAGGGGGGACCGCUAUCUACGAAUUCCUACCAUAGCGUCAACGAGGUGUCUCAAGACUAUCGAGCAAUGGUGUUGGUAUUGUAUUUCAGCACUGUGAGCAUCUGUCUUAUUCUCCGCCGGUCGAUCUACGUCAAGUGGACCCCUUACGUUGAGGAGUGUUGUCUGAUACUCGAACGACUGACUGAGAAGCGCUGGUACAAUUUGGCGGUGUUUUCCAGAUUAUCUAACGCGCUUGACAAAAUCCAUCAUAUCGUCCACGCGCUGGAGAUCCUGGAAAGACGCAACUCGUCGUCGCUGUUUGUGAUCCACGAGCUCCAAAAACUGCUUUCCAUCAUUCGCAACAAGAUCUCCCACGACGACCACCGCACUUUAGCAUACUACUUCUCGGUAGAAGCAUAUUUGCACGAGCCCAACUUGGGUCAAAUAUUUGAUGGUGAGGACCAGGAAAACGCCCGCUUGACCACCAACUCCAUCCGCGCCAUCUCCAACUGCACCAACUCCUGUUUGAAUGCUCUUGACGAGUUCUGCAAGUUGCAGCCCCAGGAGGUGGUCACCAUCCCCUUUUUCUACGCCCUGCGGAUUAUUUACACCGCCGGCAUGCUCUUGCGGCUUCGGUUCUUGAUUUUAUCGGUGUCGUCGUUGAUUGAAAAGGACUUGGUCCCGCAAAAGGCGAUCUUCGCCAUCCAAAAUGUAAAUAGGUUGGUUGACGCGUCGCUGCUGCUCUCAAACCACAACUACUUCUUGAGAAAGACAAGAUUGGUGCUCCAGCUUUUCAUCCAAACAUACACCAGCCAGGUCCAGGAACUUCUCCGCAAAAACGGUGCUACCCCUCAAAACUUAAAACCCCAAUUAUACAGCCGCACCGAACUCUCAGAGAUGAGCCGGUUGGGUCAACUAUACACCAGCGGUAAGGAGAUUGAAAAUAAUGUGCUUACUAAUGAAAACGGCCAAGUGGGCAACCAACCGCUUGAAAUACUACUGUACGCCGCUGGAGUACAACGUGACAAGGAACUGCAACCACCACCGCCACCACCGCAACAACGAACACAACAGCAACAACAACCACUGCCCGCGCCCCGGGUGCCCACAGCUGGUUCAUCGAGUAUUCCUCCGGCGCUUGCCUCCAACCCGGCAAUGAUGGCCCGGGCCAACGCCAUCAACGCCGCCAACUCGCUGCCGACGCAGAUGGGGGCAAAGUACCCCAUGAACAACAUGGCUAACCCGUCACGCAACAACUCCAUGAUCAGUGACACGUUGCCCGAGCAACUCGAGAACCUGUACCUUGCCCUUAAUGACGAAUUCUGGACAGAUUUGUUGAGUCAGGACUCAGAUAAAGUCAAUUUCAGCAAUAAUUUCAACCCGGGUACAGGGCUGGAGGAAGUAUUUUUUAUGAGCUAG
This is a messenger RNA of Diutina rugosa, 2400 nucleotides long. It is a transcript of the gene WAR1, whose product is annotated as War1p. Gene Ontology annotation, cellular component: nucleus. Gene Ontology annotation, molecular function: DNA-binding transcription factor activity, RNA polymerase II-specific; zinc ion binding; transcription cis-regulatory region binding. Lineage: Eukaryota; Fungi; Ascomycota; Pichiomycetes; Serinales; Debaryomycetaceae. The record is from RefSeq and is a predicted model, not a curated record. Bases 1 to 2400 code for a protein of 799 amino acids. Gene Ontology annotation, biological process: regulation of DNA-templated transcription. The transcript has a single exon.